Sphaerodactylus townsendi is the source of this 776-nucleotide messenger RNA. RefSeq names its product zymogen granule membrane protein 16-like. The record is from RefSeq and is a predicted model, not a curated record. NCBI's taxonomy places the organism in Eukaryota, Metazoa, Chordata, Lepidosauria, Squamata, Sphaerodactylidae. The coding region runs from base 106 to 642 and encodes 178 amino acids. The transcript has 4 exons.
GCAUUUCCUUUGGGAGCGACCAAAACAAAAAAAGCAGCCGUUUUGAUAAGCGAAGUGCUGCCCUGUACAUCUGAAUCAGACAGACACAUCAGGUUUGAUCGCCAGAUGCGCUCCCUACGAAAGACGGACCGCCUUUUACCCACCACCAAGAUGCUGAUACUGCUCCUCCUGUCUUUCCUCAGUGUGGAAGCAUCCAAUGGUUCAGCCCAGGCAAGGUCCUCCUCUUAUUCUGAAGACGUUGGAAGCAGCGUUGGAAGCCAUUUUGACCAAUUGGAUCGUGAGCAGGAGGGUCCCAUUACAGGCCUGAGGAUACGGGCUAAUGACAGAUAUGUUGUAAGUAUCCAGGUUCGCUAUGGAGAUUCGUGGUCCAACCCGGAAGGGGGCAUGGCGGGCAGCCCAUACAACGUGGAGCUGUUUCUCGGAGAGGGGAUCGUGCGGGUCUUGGGCCGCUUUGGGAGCCACGUGGAGUAUCUUGCCUUCCGCACCAACCAAGGCCGCAUUUUUGCCUUCGGAUCCAACUUUGGCCCAGGGACAUUCUUUAGUGCAGAACCUUCAUUCCCAAACACGGUUCUGCGUUCCAUCAGCGGCCGUUCGGGGUCUUCAGUGGAUGCCAUUGGGUUCCACUGGGGCACGGAACAAUGAAUCGCAAGGGUAGGAUCGUCUCUUUUUGCUUCGCCCCCAGUAUUCCACCAAAGCCCAUUUACAAAGCUGUGUUCAAUGUGCGCUUAAUCAAAUAUGAAUAACAAAAAUCAAUAAAAUAACCCAAAUUAAACAAU